UAGUUCGUGAUGCCCUUUGGUCUUUGGAACCAAAGAUGAAGAGGAAUGGUGACAUUCAGUCCUUUUUUCGGAAUUAUGAGGCUGCUAAAAGAAAGAAGGUUGCAGCCGAAGAGCAACCUGAAGAUAUAGUGUCAAAUAUUGAAGAUGAAGCAGUCCAUUCUCCACCUCCAGUCCAUUCUGCAGAGAUUGAAUUUGAUAUUGAAGAUGAAGCAGUCCAUUCCGAUGCAGAGAUUGAAAGUGAUUGUGAAGAUGAAGCAGUCCAUUCUCCGUGUGCAAGGCCAUAUAAUAUUCAAAGGCUUCCUCCUGGUCCAGGGGAGAGGAUUCCUAUUUCACAGUAUGAUGUCGAUGAUCAAGAUGAAGUUCGGAGACGAUACAUUGCAAAGCAAGCAGUCCAACCAUAUGCACACAACUUUCAAGUCAGAAAAAUCUAUGGAAAAUCGAAUGGGGGGCCUAGGGGUGAUGCCUUUGUUAAUGGUGGUUGGAAAAAUUGGUAUAAGCCCGAUGCAUUGGUCAAACAUGUUGGUGGUAUUAAUAGCAUUCACAACAAAGCUCAAGAGAAGUACAAUUUAUUUGUGGCACCCCAACCAUCAAUUGAUAACAUUAUGGUGAGGGUGGAUAAAGAGGAUUUGCGUAUGUACAAGGCUAGGCUGACUUAUUCACUUAGAUGCUUGAGGUUUCUUUUGAACCAAGGAUUGGCAUUUCGUGGACAUGAUGAGAGUGAAGAAUCUAGCAAUAGGGGGAACUUUCUUGAACUUCUUAAAUGGCUUUCGGAAAAUGAUGAAGAAGUUAAUAAACUUGUUUUGAACAAUGCUCCUGGGAAUUGCAUCUUGACUAGUCCAAAGAUACAAAAUCAAAUAAUUGAAUGUUGUGCGGCGCAAACAACUAAAAGAAUUAUUGAAGAUAUUGGUGACGACCACUAUGCAAUCCUAGCUGAUGAGUCUAGUGAUGCAUCUCAUAAAGAACAACUUGCUCUCUGCAUACGAUUUGUUGACAAAUCGGGAAGAGGAUGUGAGAGGUUCCUUGGAGUUGUUCGUGUUGCCAAUACAACUUCAUUGUCACUUAAGGAUGCAAUUCAAACUUUGCUUAAAGAUCAUCAUUUGACUCCUAGUCAAAUACGCGGGCAAGGAUAUGAUGGGGCUAGCAACAUGAAAGGGGAGAUUAAAGGGUUGAAAACAUUGAUCAUGAAAGAGUCACCCUCUGCCUAUUACAUCCAUUGUUUUGCACAUCAACUUCAGUUGGUUCUUAUAGCUGUGGCAAAGGACAAUGAACCAUGUUUGUGGUUCUUUGAUCAUGUUUCUUACUUGCUCAAUAUUGUUGGAGUUUCUUGUAAGCGCCAUGACAUGCUUCGAGAUGUUAGAGCUCAAAAGGUGUUGGAAGCACUUGAAAUGGGUGAGAUUGAAAGUGGAAGUGGGCUAAAUCAAGAGAUGGGACUAGCUAGACCCGGCGAUACUCGUUGGGGUUCUCAUUUUAAAACCAUUAUGCACAUUGUUAGCAUGUAUUCCACAAUCCUUGAAGUACUUGAUGCUAUUGGAAAAGAUCCUUCACAAAAAAGUGAGUGGACAAGAAUACGUGGAGUUGCUCAAGCCUUUGAAUCAUUUGACUUUGUUUUCAAUCUUCACUUGAUGCUUGUUAUUCUUGGCUAUACAAAUGAGUUGUCCAAAUCUUUGCAAAAGAGAGAUCAAGAUAUUGUCAAUGCAAUGACACUUGUUAGUUUGGCAAAGAGUAGAAUGCAACACAUGAGGUCUCAUGGUUGGGAAGAUUUCUUGCAAAGCUAACCUUAUUUUGCAACAAACAUGACAUUCAAGUUCCUUUGUGGGAGGAUAUUUAUGAGCCUAAUCGAAGAUCACGUCGGUAUUAUGAAGUACAAACAAAUGAUGAUCGUUAUAGAAGAGAAGUAUAUCUUGGUGUCAUUGAUCAAACCAUUCAAGAGCUUGACAAUCGGUUUGAUGACGUUAAUACGGAGUUGCUUAUUUGUAUGUCGGCUUUGAAUCCCCUCAAUUCAUUUGCUUCUUAUGAUGCACUCAAGGUAAUGAGACUUGCUGAAUUCUAUCCCAUGGACAUUUCAAGCACAGAUUUGAUAAGGCUAGAAUUUCAACUUACUAAUUUUAUUGAUGAUAUGAGACAAGAUGAUAGGUUUAGAAAUGCAAGUAAUAUUGGUGAGCUCUCUAUUAUGCUUGUUGCAACAAAGAAGCAUGUUCUUUAUGAUUUGGUCUACUUACUCAUCAAAUUGAUAUUGAUUUUACCGGUGGCGACGGCGAGUGUUGAAAGAGUAUUUUCAGCAAUGAAUCUAGUGAAAAAUAAGUUGAGGACUACUAUGAGUGAUGAUCGCUUGAAUGAUUGCUUGGUGACAUUUAUUGAACGGGAUGUGUUCAUGGAAGUAAGCGAAGAUGACAUAGUUGAUGCUUUCAUGACAAUGCAAAAACGUAGAGUUACCUAGUGAUGUAAGUUUCUACUUAUGCUUCUUCCAUGUAAGACUACUCCUAUUGUAAUUGAGCACAUUUGAGAUAUAUUUUGUGAACUAAAUUGUUGUGAGAUUUGCAUUAAGCUACUCAUGUUAUUAUUUUGCCAUAUUUUGUCUGACCCAUGGAUUAGGUGGGAAAAAUUUUUAGAGUGUGCACACCCUUCA
This is a messenger RNA of Triticum aestivum (bread wheat), 2626 nucleotides long. RefSeq names its product zinc finger MYM-type protein 1-like. The coding region runs from base 36 to 1775 and encodes 579 amino acids. The transcript has 3 exons. The record is from RefSeq and is a predicted model, not a curated record. NCBI's taxonomy places the organism in Eukaryota, Viridiplantae, Streptophyta, Magnoliopsida, Poales, Poaceae.